AUAAAAUGGGGCAAAUUCUACAACGGGAAUCCCAUCACCAAUUCUCUCAAAUAUUUGAAAUAUACAUCAAUUAUUAAUUAGCAGUAGUGAAAGUUCCUCAAUUAACUGCAAAUGGCUAGAUCUGUGGCACUCUUUGGGGUUGUGUUGCUAAUGCUUAUAGCAAUGGCAGAGGCAACUCCCCCUGGAAUAGCUGACCAUCCAAGCCAUUCUCAUUGCUCAGAUGACGAAAUCAAGCAAUGUAAAAAUCUUCCACAUGUUUGUCCCAAAUUCUGUCCCAAUGGCUGCAUAACUGAGUGUCGUUCUUGCAAGCCUAUCUGUGUUGAUGGCUCAGUGCCACCACCCUAUUAUCCACCACCGUCAUCUCCACCAUCAUUAUCUCCACCACCACCGUCAUCUCCACCACCACCGUCGUCUCCUCCACCACCCUCAUCUCCACCACCACCACCACCUCCCUCAUCACCACCACCGUCAUCUCCACGACCACCGUUAUCUCCUCCACCCUCAUCUACACCACCCUCUCCUAAGCCACCCACUCCUUCUCCUUCAAACAAGAAGGCUAAGUGCAAGAACAAGAACUACCCAAGUUGUUAUAAUCUCGAAUUUUCAUGCCCUGCCUCUUGCUCUGGUGGUUGUCAAGUUGACUGUGUCUCUUGCAAACCUGUUUGUAGGUGUGACAUGCCUGGAGCUGUUUGCCAAGAUCCUCGUUUCAUCGGCGGUGAUGGGAUUACCUUCUACUUCCAUGGUAAGAAGGACAGAGAUUUUUGCCUAGUCUCCGACCCUGAAUUUCACAUCAACGGCCACUUCAUAGGAAGGCGAAACGAGAACAUGAAGAGAGACUUCACUUGGGUACAAUCCAUUGCUAUUCUUUAUGGUAAUCACAAGAUCUCCAUUAGCGCACUAAAAACAGCAACAUGGGAUGAUUCCAUCGACCGCCUUUCCCUCCACUUUGAUGAUAAACCCAUACUUCUUAAUGACGAGGAAGGCGCAAGAUGGCAAUCUGAAACUGCACCUAUGGCCUCUAUUACUAGAAUCAGCAACACUAACGAUGUUGCCAUCGAAGUUGAAAAUAUUCUCAAGAUCACUGCCAAGGUUGUACCUAUUACUGAGCAAGAAUCCCGAGUUCAUAACUAUGGAAUAACGAAAGAUGACUGUUUUGCACAUCUUGAACUUGGAUUCAAGUUUUUCUCUUUGAGUAAUGAAGUGAACGGUGUUUUAGGGCAGACUUAUAAGAAGAAUUACAUGAGCAAAGUUAAGAUGGGUGUUCUGAUGCCUGUAAUGGGAGGUGACAAAGAGUUUGCAACUUCAGGACUCUUUGAGGCUGAUUGUUCCGUGGCUAGGUUUCAAGCAAAUGGGGAACAAACUGAUAAGGAGGUUGGCUUUGCUUUGGAGUUGCCGAGCUUGAGCUGCACUAGUGGACUUUAUGGACGUGGAGUGGUCUGCAAGCGCUAGAAUCAUUACUAAUGCGAUUAACCUUAGGGAUUCACGAUCACUACUUUAAUGAAUAAGGUUUUAUACCAAUAAUAAUGGAGAUUCAAGCAUCUCCUCAAAAAUAUCUUUGUCUUCUAAAGGAAAGUAAAUGAUUUUAUUUUCCAAACUGAUGGGAAAACGUUGGCAAUUGUUUCUUUGAA
Messenger RNA from Nicotiana tabacum (common tobacco), 1628 nucleotides. RefSeq lists its product as uncharacterized. NCBI's taxonomy places the organism in Eukaryota, Viridiplantae, Streptophyta, Magnoliopsida, Solanales, Solanaceae. The record is from RefSeq and is a predicted model, not a curated record.